This is a messenger RNA of Procambarus clarkii (red swamp crayfish), 2940 nucleotides long. RefSeq lists its product as uncharacterized. NCBI's taxonomy places the organism in Eukaryota, Metazoa, Arthropoda, Malacostraca, Decapoda, Cambaridae. The record is from RefSeq and is a predicted model, not a curated record.
GGUGAUGGUGUGUGUGGGUUAAAGGUGAUAGGGGUGCAUGGGUUGGUGGUGGUGAUGGGCGUGUUGGUGUGGACUUGUAGUGAUGGGGGUGCGUGGGAUUAUGGUGAUGGGUAUAUUGGUGUGGACUGGAGAUGAUGGGAUGUGUGGAUAUCUGGGUGGUGAUGGGACCUACCUGUUAGUGACUACGAGUAGGGUUGAGAUCUAGCUCUUUAUGCCCCGCCUAUAAGUCUUGUUGUAUAUGUUGCGUCAGAACUUAGCUACUCUGACGUUCAAAUUUCUUAUCUAAUUUGGCUUUAAUUUAAAGUUGUGGAAGGAAUUGGCAUCCACAACUUCUUCUUUCAGUGCACUGUACUUGUUGACCACCCGUACAAGGUACGGGUAUUUCCUUAAAUUUCUUCGGCAAAUUCCUACUUCCAGCUGUCUUCUUGUCCUAAUUUCUCUCCGUUUUAAGACGCUGUUCUUGUCCAUCAUGAAUAUUUCCCCCUCAGUAUGUUGUAUGUUGUGAUUAUGUCCCCCUCUAUUUCUUCUAUCCUCUAGAGCUGUGCUUGUGGCGAUGGGGUGUUUAGGUGAGUUGAUGGUAAUGGGGGUGUUGGUGGUGAUGGGUUAUGGGUUAUGUUAAUGUGUUGGUAGUUAUGGUUUGUAUGAAUGUGAUAUCUGCCCAAUCUUCUCUAUAUGUAUGACUUCCCGUUGAUCACGCCGCAAGCCUAAACGUUUCGCACCAGACUCCCAUAAACACGAAACGUUUAGACAAGGAUGGGGUGGUGUUGAUCAUGCAGUCAAACGUAUUCAGUAGCCCAAUGUGCUUAUUGCAGUGGACCUUCACCACCUGCUUGGUACUUAGAGCAGUGGUGUGUACAGCUGUGCUUCCCUAGUUGACAGUCAAGCGUUAAUAAUCAAUUCGUGCUUUGUAAAUAAGAAAAACGUGUAAAGGAGUAUAAUUUUAGUGUGAUACUUGUACAGAAGUCACGUCAGCAGUGUCCCUCCUUAACUGGAAGUGUUUUUGUGCGCAUAAUGUUAUCAAGAAGAGUAAACAAUGAGAGAAAAACAUACAACACCAGAGAAAAGUCCCGGACUCUGAAUCCUGUAGAUAAAAGUGAUAGAGUGAGCAGGGAGCCAGGGGAGCCAGCGGGCGAGGCUUCACGCUGUACCAGGCGACCGUCACAGCCUCGCACAGCUCGACACAAAGAUGUGGGGCUGACGAUAGACGAGGCUAGAAGUCCCUCAGCACUGGUCACCAGCGCCCCAGCACCGCCUACAUCCCCGCCUGAGCCACCACAUAAGAAACUUAAGGUUUACCAGAGGGAGCAGCCCUUCGACGACCCGGAGUUGGAGAGGAGGAGGGUCAAUGCCAUCCUCGCUAAGAAGAACAGGGAUUUGAAGAAAAAACAGAUCCGGGAUCUUGAGGAGAAGGUUGAGAAGCUGCGUCGCGUCAACAUCCAGUGCAACAAAGCUCUACGGAGGACUAACAAAGAUGUCCAGCAGCUGCGAGUGGAGCUUCAGAGCUCGACUACAGCGAAGAAGAACCUGGAGGAGAGGCUCGUCAGCAAGGAAAACUCCAUUAGGGAACAGCGAGAGAAACUCACGCUGUUCAGGGAGCACCUCGACCUCAUCACCAGCAGCCUCGACGACGACAAUCCUGCCAAGAAGCUCGUCUAUGCCUUGUUAAAGAGACUUCCGAGUAACACUUCGCUUGCAGCUGCGGCAGCUGGCACCGCGGCUGCUGCUGGCACCGCGUCUGCUCCUGGCACCGUGUCUGCUGGUACCGCAUCUAAUGCUGAUAGUACCGCGUCUGCUACUGCUGCUUCCACCAACGUCAUUGUGAGGCAGAGAGAUAGCUGACGUUAGUGUACCACCGGGAGGUCGCGACUCGUGUCUUGCUCUGCAUCACCAGUGUCAGUGAAGCUUAGCAACACUUGUCCGGUGAACCUCCUGGAUGUCUGCCCUGGGAACACUAUGCUUGCGACACACCUCGUCAUGACAGCUUCAAGUUUUAGUUUAGUAACUUAUUAUACACCCCAUACCCAUCCUUUUGAGCAGUAGUGGAAUAGCUUACAGACACACAUAUUAGGCACAAGAACUGAACUCCAAAGUUCAUUUAGGUAAGCACAUUACGAUAUUGAUGCGCUAGUUACCUAGUUCCUUAAGUUAUUUUUCAACAGUGUAUUCACAAUUUAUCAAACUAAUGUGAAUGUAACCGCAAGCGCUCUAGUGAGUUUACUUAGCUUAUUAUUGGCCCCAUUUCCAGCAUGUGGGUUCAAGCACUUGACUACAAUGAUCCAAAUGUUAAGCAAUUUACAUUUGUUGUAAGUAAUUUAUAUCAAGAAGAGAGAAUGUCUGCCCAGGGUUGGAGACUAAACGCUUGGGGCUAGACUUAUUCAACUGACACACGUGAAGCGUAUGGGAGUGCCACAGGUCAGUUGGGGUCGGCUCCAGUGCCACACUUUAAGAAAUAUUGACAUUUAAUCCUACCCCCCCCCCCUCCCCCAUCUGUGUGAUUAAGUCUGAUAUAUUGUUUGUAUUAUCCAUAGACUUAAUUUCAUUCUUCGUUAUUAUUAUUUUUUGUAAGAGAAAGAGUUGAGAAGGAGGGAUGUUUGAAGAGAGAGGAGGGGAGAGGGGAUGUUGAAAAAAAGAGGGCGAGAAAGGAGAUGGAAAAAUUGGGAGAAGGGGAUGGGGAUAUUAGGGGAACGGUAGAGAAGGGGGAUUAGGGAAGGGAAGAGAGAGAGAGGUCCGCGUGCAGCCGGAUGCCCUGCUGGUAAAAGUGUUGUUGCAUCCCCUUCUCAGGAAGCGGCUGACCUCUUGGCCUAGCCUCCAUAUACCUCGAUCCAGAGAGGAAAUGCUCACUGCAUCCAUGGUUCCUGCCCGCCAUCUGAGGAGCUGGAGGAGCUCUUCAACUUGUGACAAGUAGCCUUGUACCUUGUAUGUAACCAAUGUUGUAGCCAU